AUGCGCCUGCCGGUGCCUGGGGCGCGGUCACUUCGGAUCUGGCAGCGUUCUUGCAAGGCGAGGGCACAUAGCCCUUUGGAAAGCUGGAAGGCCUGGACGCCAUAUGUUUGCGUCCAGUUGCAACGGCACUGCUUUGCUACAGUAGCGACCGAGCAGACAGGUACUGGAGAAGCGCCGAGCAAAAAGCCAGUUGUAAAGCCAGUUGUAAAGCCAGUUGUAAAGCCAGUUGUAUCAGCGGAGAAGGACUUCACUGAUGGCACUGUGGCUUUCCAAUCGAAAAGCACAUGUAUCCUGGUGGCAGUGGUGGAGUUGCAAUGGGAGCUCUUCCGCGCUUGGUGUGUCUUUCAGAUUUGUGCUAUUGGGCCAAUCGUACGACACUGCGACACCCUCUACAUGUACUCCGUCAAGGUGCUUGGUGCAAGGCUUACUCAUCUCCUAUUGAGAAAGACUUUCUUCGAGCACUUUUGUGCUGGCGAAAGCAGCCAGGACAUUGUGCCACGGAUGAGAGAGCUGCAGAAAUACAAUGUUGGAGGAAUUCUGGACUAUGCUGCGGAAGCAAAGGACGGCGAGCUCCCAGAAACCGUGAAGCCUAUCGAUGAAGAGGAAACUGUUGGGGCCCCGCUGAGCAGUCGAAGCUACGACUAUGAGAGUGAGGCGCUGUGUGACGCAAGAGCUCAGAUCUUUCGUGUCGCCGUGCGGGGUGUCAAGGACACCAUUCCGGAUGGCUUCGCGGCCAUCAAGCUCUCUGGUCUUGGGAAUCCAGUUUUGCUGGAGAGGAUGUCCACUUGCUUGGCAGAAGUCUGCCGAUUGUACAAAAGACUUGCUGAUGAUGAUGUCAACCCCAAAGAAAAUUACUACAUGAUUGACCGAUCUUUCAAGAUCGACUUCGAGACUUUCAAAAAAGGCUGGUUGAAGAUGUUUGAAGGCAAAAGUGAGGAAGAGCUGAAAACCAUGUUUGAUGCUAUGGACGACAAUCGAGAUGGGUACAUUAGCUACCUGGAGUGGUCUUCUGGUGUCAAGCUCUCGGAAAUCAAUGAGAUGGUACGAGGAUGCAAACAUCAAGGACGACUCUUUCAGGCUGCUUUGAAUGAAGAGGAAGUGAAGCUGUACAGCAACAUGCUGAAGCGCGUGCAGGGUAUUUUGGACCUGGCGCAGGAGUUGGGCGUGCGUGUGAUGAUUGAUGCGGAGUGGACUGACAUCCAACCAGCAAUCGAUCACAUCACCAUUUUCAUGCAGAGGAUCUACAACAGGGGAGAGUUGCCCAUUGUCUUCAACACCUACCAGACCUACUUAAAGGGAAUGCCUACACGAGUUCAACGUGAUCUUGAUCGAUCAAGGAGAGAAGGCUGGAGAUUUGGAGCAAAGCUUGUUCGCGGCGCGUACAUGGUGUCAGAGCGACAGAAGGCUGAGGAGCGAGGCCUCGAAUCUCCGAUUUGUGAAACUUACGAGAAGACGGAGGAGAACUUUCACAAAGCCAUUGAUGUGAUCUUGGCACAUGGAGAAGACCCCAGCGCGGGGGCUUGUGGAGGCGCCGCUGCAGAGGUGCUGGUGGCCUCCCACAACCGAUACUCCAUCGAACGGACCAUCCAAAAGAUGGCCGAGUUGGCAGUGAGACAGGAUCGCGUGGGCUUUGGACAAUUGAUGGGCAUGGCAGACCAUCUGACAUACACGCUGGCGCGGUAUGGCUACCGGUCCUACAAGUACGUCCCUUAUGGACCUGUUGAUGAAGUGGUGCCAUAUCUCAUCAGACGCACACAGGAGAACUCUGCAAUUCUGGGUUCUCCAUCCGUCCAAGAAGAGAGGCAAAUGGUGGGUUCGGAGCUGCUCAGACGACUAAGACCUAUCUGAGCCACACCACCAGGAGGAGAGGAACAAUUGGCUCCUGAAGUUCAACUGGUGCUUGUGAUCCAAGGCCAAACAGAAUGGAGGUCUGUACAGAUUCCGUCUUUUUGCAUGAUUUGAAGCUUCACUUGGCUCCACUAGAAGCUUGGAAAGAAUUCCUGCGGGAUGCAACAAGCCAAGUGAAAUGUCUAGCACAGAUAUAGGUGCGUCUCAAAAUUCGUGAACCCCAAAUGUAUGGGUGUUUCUCCUUCAAAAACUCGGACCACCGAUUUGAAUGUUUGGGGUUCACUAUUUUUUUUGCACAUCCAAACUUUA
This is a messenger RNA of Cladocopium goreaui, 2157 nucleotides long. NCBI's taxonomy places the organism in Eukaryota, Dinophyceae, Suessiales, Symbiodiniaceae. The record is from the annotation of a GenBank genome assembly.